Molecule: messenger RNA, 1659 nt
Organism: Raphanus sativus (radish)
Lineage: Eukaryota; Viridiplantae; Streptophyta; Magnoliopsida; Brassicales; Brassicaceae
Product: protein RETICULATA-RELATED 1, chloroplastic
Exons: 7
Coding region: 140-1417 (425 amino acids)
Biological process (GO): plant organ development
Cellular component (GO): chloroplast inner membrane
Source: RefSeq, a predicted model, not a curated record
UAACUCUCUCCUCCGCCUUCUUCCCUCUGUCCAGUUUCCACCAAAAACAAAAAGAAAAACAUUAAGAUUUUUGAAAAGCUGCAAAAGAUCAAACCUUUUUAGGUGGUUCAUACGCACUCGAGAGCAUCAUCGGGUGCAAAUGUCUCUAUCCCUGAAAAUCUCCCACAUUUCAAACCUCUCCAGCGAUGUGUUCAACUCUGUAGAGCCGCGAAUUCAAUGCAGAGCCGGUCAAGCGUCGGUGGUUUGUUUCCGCCGCAGCCCUGCUUUUUCAUCCACACGGAUCCAUUGGAGCUCGGAGCUGUCUUCCCGGAGUUUGAGAGCUCGAUGCGUUGGAUCGGAUGUGGUGGUCACGAGGGAAAUCUCAGGCAGAUCGAAAGAUGAGAGCUUUAGGGAGUUGGAGCCGGAACUCGAUGGCGGAGACGGCGGCGGAGAUGACGGUGGGAUUAACGGAGGAAACGGGGAUGGUGGUGAUGGAGGCGGAGGUGGAGGAGAGGGAGGUGAUGAUGGAGAGGAGGAUGAAGCUGAUAAAGCUGAGGAGAAGGAGUUUGGUCCGAUUUUAAAGUUCGAUGAAGUUAUGAAAGAGACGGAGCGUAGAGGGAUUACACUACCGGAGGAUAUGUUGGAUGCUGCGAAGUCUGUCGGGAUUCGGAAACUGUUUCUUCUCCGUUAUCUCGAUCUCCAGGGAUCUGUUUGGCCUCUUGGGUUUCUGAUGAGGACAUGCACGAUGCUUCGAAACAGAAUGCUUGCAGAUCCUUCGUUUCUCUUCAAAGUUGGAACCGAGAUAGCCAUAGACUCUUGCUGUGCAACGUUUGCGGAAGUGCAGAAGAGAGGGGAAGAUUUCUGGUCAGAGUUUGAGUUGUAUGCCGCUGAUCUUCUGGUAGGUCUUGUUGUUGAUGUUGCUUUGGUUGGACUUUUGGCUCCCUAUGCACGUAUCGGCAAGACAUCUGUGCCAUCAUCAACUGGUUUAUUUAGCGGCCUGAAGCGAUCUUGUGCAGCUCUUCCUAGCAGUGUUUUUGAAGCAGAAAGACCGGGUUGUAAAUUUUCGGUUAACCAGCGGAUUGCAACUUUCUUCUACAAGGGUGUCUUGUAUGGGUCGGUUGGAUUCGGCUGCGGUCUCAUUGGUCAGGGAAUUGCAAAUCUGAUCAUGACGGCAAAACGGAGUAUAAAGAAAUCAGAAGAAGACGUCCCUGUUCCACCUCUAUUUGAAAGUGCUGCUCUCUGGGGUGUGUUCCUGGGAUUAUCUUCCAACGCACGUUACCAAAUCAUCAACGGGCUGGAACGGGUCGUGGAAGGUUCUACAGCAGCCAAACGCAUCCCUGUGGUUGCCAUGGCCUUUACUGUUGGAGUCCGGUUUGCUAACAAUGUAUAUGGCGGUAUGCAGUUUGUGGAUUGGGCUAAGUUAUCCGGCGUCCAGUAGUCUAACCGGCUCGGUUUUGUUUAGUCUGAUGGAGGAGCUAUUGGUUAUCGAAUGUCGUUAGUGAUGUAUUAGUUUAUUUACCGAGUCUUAGAAAGAAUCCGGUUCAUGAUCUAGACCGAAUUCUAACCGGUUUGCUCGAACGGACCAAUACAACACUUUCGAUUUGGCUUUUUGAAGUUGGAUUGCAAUAAUGAAAAUCUUUCAUAUCACUGAAUAAUAAAAAUAAAAUGUUUCCAUUAUUA